AUGCAGCCCUUCCGCACGAUACGGCCGGCACCGUCUCUGCCGCAGGGGGAUGAACUACACGCCGCGAGCCCUGGCGGUCCCCAAAAAGGACGCCGUGUUAGCCACGCUUGUAACGAGUGCCGCAAGGCAAGGGCCAAGUGUGAUGGCACACGGCCUCGAUGUAAUCGCUGUGUCUCAAGGGACCAGCCAUGCAGCUAUGUCGGCUCAGAUGGAGAGACGCGGCUUGGGGCGGCCAAGAACCGACUUGAGCUUCUAGAGAAAUUCGUCAGCUCACUCCGAUCGAGUUCGAAUAAUGAAGCUGCUAGGAUGCUCGACCUCCUGAAGUCAGGCGACGAUAUCAGCUCCGUCCUGGCCAGUAUGUCCGUCGAUGGUGACGAUAAGCCUGCGCUUCGUCCACCACUUUCGACAAAUGCGAGCAACAGCAGCACCAAAAGUAGUAGCAGUGAUAGCUCUGGCAUCAGUAGUGGUGGCACGUCAGCGACAAGUGCGUCGUCCGGGACUGGAUCGUUGAAACUGCCACCGCUCGCCUCAGGAGAGUUUCAUCGCUCAUCAGAUUCGCCACUGGCUGCGUCGUACCAAGGCGACUCGCCAGGCUCUGCGGCCCGCUCCGCUGAACCCAAGCAAGAAAUGAUCUAUGUGCCCGCCACAGAUGGAUCGUAUAUCAUUGCACUCCCCGAUGCUUCCGACACGGCGCAUGCGAUUCAGGGCUUUUUCCGUUGCAGCGGCCACCUGUUCCAAGUUUUCUCGGAGUCUCAGGUGUGGCAGAUGUAUAGAUCUGUCUUCGAUGGGGACAACGAGGGUACGGAUGAAUUUUGUCGCAAUGUAUGCGGCUUGAUGGCAGUAGCAGCAGUUGGCGCCCAGUACGAGCAUGGGAAUCGUGACCCUCAAGCCAAGACAAUAUUCUACGACAUAGCCAGGCACUAUUUUGAUUUGAUGCUGCAAGAGAAUCACUUGAACGCCAUCAAGGUAUCAGUGAUGUUGACAGUUUAUAACGUCAUGGACAAGGCCACUGUGGCUUUGGCGUAUGCUGAAGUUGGGAUGGGACUAUCGCGACUAUGGGGGUUCCCAAUGGCCAAUGGCGCCGAUGUCAUGCCCAAGCCUGCGUUUUGGGACGAAUCGAGACGUACCUGGCGUACGCUGGUGUUCUUGUCUAGCUGGCUGUCAUCUACAUUGGGCUAUAUUACCGGCAAUGGGGUGGUGCCCCAAGAUGAGAUGCCCACCAUUAUCCAAGACUUGCGCAGAUGGUAUAGUCGGAUGCCCAAGGAAAUCAGGCUGGACUACGAAGGACGGGACUCAUUGCCGCCAGGCAUCAAAUGGUCCAUAUACCAUGUUCAUCUACUCUAUCUUGGCGCCAAUAUCCUUCUAUAUCGACGCAUGGUCUCCCAACUAUUGCAGACCAAGAGUGUCGAUCACGGCCAGGGCAUGCUGAGCAGACCUUUCAGAGAGGUGUUUGACGAGCAUGGCGAGCAAGCCUUACUAGCAGCCAAAGACUCGGCGCGCAUACUUAAUCUAAUGCUCCAAGAGGAAGGCAUCUUCCAGAGAUGCUGGCUUGUGAUUUUCCAAGCGUAUACCUCGGGCUUAAUUAUUCUACACUCUGCGGUGCAAAAGAAAGUCCGGAACCUAUCGCCUUCUUCGUGGGAAGAUGAUGAAGGCACAGCUCGGCUCUGUCUGGAGGUUCUCAGCUACUGUGCUGCAUCCGACUCGACAGCCGCAAGAUUUUGCGAGGAGCUGAAUCCCUUUUAUGAAUACAUCCUUCAGCGGGACAGCACAUGUUUCCAAGGUAAUCCGCUAAUGGCUAGUCGAUCCAACGGAGAUCUUGAAUCGGGAGCAAACUUUGCCACGGGAUCUGGCACAACAGCCUCGCAAUCUACGUCUAUCUCACAUUAUGAACUAGCCAAUCCUCUUUCAGCCCCUGCUCAUGUCCUACCGGACAGUGCAAAGUACAGUUCUUUGAUUUUGGCGAAGCUCUGUCAGCCUUUCGGGGAUCCACAGUGUCAAGGGUUUAAAGUCGGCGAUGUCAAAGAGCGAUGGCGUGACGAACCUACUCGGCAACUCCAUACGCUGAUGAUCGCCAGACUCGAUUGGGACUUCGAGUCAAGGGUGCCAUUCCAGUGGGACCUGGGAAAGCUUCAGAAAACCAGCAAAGUCGGCAGUUCCAUAAACCAGUUACCACUUGCACGGAUGCAAUCCACCGAUGACUUUAAAAGAAGGCCCGGAUACAGCUUUCAGGGGCGAUACCUGGGUAGCGAGACACCGAACGGCUGGAACUCAGACGAGAUGGAGGGCGUCGUCCGUGGAACCUGA
This is a messenger RNA of Neoarthrinium moseri, 2304 nucleotides long. RefSeq lists its product as uncharacterized. Gene Ontology annotation, biological process: regulation of DNA-templated transcription. Bases 1 to 2304 code for a protein of 767 amino acids. The transcript is spliced from 6 exons. The record is from RefSeq and is a predicted model, not a curated record. Gene Ontology annotation, molecular function: zinc ion binding; DNA-binding transcription factor activity, RNA polymerase II-specific. Lineage: Eukaryota; Fungi; Ascomycota; Sordariomycetes; Amphisphaeriales; Apiosporaceae.